AUGAAGCAGCUUGUUGUAUCUGUGGUUGUUUGUGUAGUGGUGCAGUAUGUAACAGCUAUCCGGUACCACAAUGAGACGAGACUAAGUCCCGUUAACCGACAAUUAUCUGAAUUUCUUGACGAACAUCCUAAACCAAUUGGAGUAUACACCAGGUUAACAGGAGAUCCACUGGACAUAAGAGACACAGUCACUCUGAACACAAAUAUAUUUGACAAUAAGAAUCUUUUUUUGGAAACCAGUCACCUGGUCAGAGAAAGAAUACCAGAGAGGGUUGUGCAUGCUAAAGGUUAUGGAGCGUUUGGAUAUUUUGAAGUAACACACGAUGUUUCUCAAUACACUAAAGCUGAUGUAUUUAAUGGUAUUGGAAAGAAAACUCCGCUCGUUGGAAGAUUCUCCACAGCAAUAGAAAAUCUCGGUGGAAGUGACUUACUCAGGGAAACAAGGGCUCUUGCUCUUAAAAUGUACACCAAAGAAGGAAACUUAGACUUUCUAUGUUUACAUCUUCCCAUAUUUUUGUACAAUGAACCCUUAGAUUUCACCAGAUUUUUACAUACCAUGAAAAGAAAUCCUCGUACUAAUCUUUUUGAUUCCACCCAGAGAUGGGACUUCUUCACCCUUAAACCGCAAUUUUUGCAUACCAUCCUUUGGCUUCAGUCAGAUUUCGGUUUGCCUGCUGGAUAUCGGAAGAUGGACAUAUUCCCACUACAUGUUUAUGAGAUAUACAAUAAGCAUGGUGAUAGAUAUUUUGUAAAAUUCAAUUUCCGGACAACUAUCGGCUUGGCUAACCUGACAGAUGCACAGGCAGCUGCCUUAAAUCUGGAAAGUCCUGACUAUUUCAACAUAGACUUGUAUAAUGCAAUUGCUGAAAAGAAUUAUCCUUCUUGGAGAUUAGAGAUGGAUAUAUUAACAAAAGAAGACCUAAAGAAGGUUGAUUAUGAUCCUUUUGAUUUGACGAGAUUGUGGAAGAGGGGUACUUACCGCACUGUGACGAUUGGUCGAAUUGUGUUUAAUGAUAAUGUUGAUAAUACUUUUAAGGACAUUGAACAACUUGCGCUUAAUCCUGAUAACUUAGUACCUGGUAUUCUGGGACCACACGAUGAAGUUUUCAAAUCAAGAAGAAUUUUCUAUCCAGAUGCACAAAAUUAUAGGCUGGGUGGUAAUCACCAUAAUAUACAAGUGAAUGCUCCUUUAUACGAUAAAACAUACAAUAGAGACGGAGUGCCACCAGUAAAAGAUAAUAUGAAAUAUGCUCCAAACUAUUACCCGAAUUCGUUCCAUGGACCAAUGCCUUAUGUGGAUGAAGCUCGUCCAACAGAGAUGUUAAAAGUUUUACAUAGUAAUGCUAUUGAUUUGCAACCUCUAAACGAAUUUUACAAUGAAAUCGUUGAUACUGAUGCACACAGACAGAGAAUAGCAGACCAUCUGGCUGAAUCAUUAGUCAAUGUGCCUACAGGUUUACAAAAAAGAGCUAUUUACAUUCUGACACUUAUCGAUAUAGGUUUAGGAAGACGCGUGAAAAAUGCAUUACAAGUAUCUAAAAAUGUAGAUCGAGUAGCACGACGAAACCAGAUAGCAGAAUGCAUAGCUAAUGUGGAUGAAGCAAGUAAGAGACCAAGACAUAAACUUCAAAAAAUAAUGUUUUACAAUCAUGGGCGCAACUAAAUAAAUACUUAUAAAAUGGUAACAAGACAAAAUUGGUACA
Spodoptera litura is the source of this 1702-nucleotide messenger RNA. Its product is annotated as catalase-like. Gene Ontology annotation, molecular function: heme binding; catalase activity. The record is from RefSeq and is a predicted model, not a curated record. Gene Ontology annotation, cellular component: peroxisome; cytoplasm; mitochondrion. Lineage: Eukaryota; Metazoa; Arthropoda; Insecta; Lepidoptera; Noctuidae. Gene Ontology annotation, biological process: hydrogen peroxide catabolic process; response to hydrogen peroxide.